This is a messenger RNA of Lampris incognitus (smalleye Pacific opah), 869 nucleotides long. RefSeq names its product glycine cleavage system protein H (aminomethyl carrier), b (gene gcshb). The transcript is spliced from 5 exons. Gene Ontology annotation, cellular component: glycine cleavage complex; mitochondrion; cytoplasm. Gene Ontology annotation, biological process: glycine decarboxylation via glycine cleavage system; protein lipoylation. The record is from RefSeq and is a predicted model, not a curated record. NCBI's taxonomy places the organism in Eukaryota, Metazoa, Chordata, Actinopteri, Lampriformes, Lampridae. Bases 34 to 570 code for a protein of 178 amino acids.
CGCGGCGCGGCGCCGGGCGGCAGAGUGGUGAAGAUGGCGCUGGGAGCGGCGGCGAGAGCGGCGCUGCGUCGCGUUUCUGCAAACUUCCCCCCCGGAGUGAGUCAACUUUCCCCGAGGCGGCCGAGUCCCGCAGCCCGGCUCCUCUGGAGGAGCGACACGCCGCGCACGCUGAGCGCGUCCACGCGUCUGGCAGCAGCCCUCAGGUUCACAGAAAAACAUGAGUGGGUUCGAGUUGAAGGCGGUGUCGGCACUGUUGGCAUCAGCAGUUUUGCUCAGGAGGCAUUGGGAGACGUUGUUUACUGUGGACUACCUGAAGUGGGCCAAAACCUCGAACAGCUGGAGGAGUUUGGUGCCUUGGAAAGCGUGAAGGCGGCCAGCGAGCUUUACUCUCCUCUGACUGGCCGAGUGACUGAAAUCAACACGCAGCUGACGGAGAAUCCAGGCCUGGUGAAUAAAGCCUGUUAUGAUGAAGGUUGGCUCAUCAAAAUGACGAUUGAAAACCCGGCAGAACUCGACGGCCUCAUGGACGACGCCGCCUAUGAGAAAUUUAUCAAAUCCCUCGACCAAUAAACACACCAGCUCUCUGUGUUUCGAUGGGCGGGUUUACCGACCCCCGGAAGAGAGAGUAUUUAUUGUGAUGCUGGAAAUGUGCUCUCGAAAUAACCAAAAUGUUAAUGUCCCGUUAACAACUCUGACACACCCGGCCCAGACGUCUCUCCCCAGGAGGCGGCCUGGCGGCUGUUGAUUUCUAUGAAUAUUUUUGAGCUUUUCCUUUGGCUUGUGUCACUGUAAUACACGGAGACGAGGGGGGCGGUGGGAGAGCUGUUAUAAGUGCUGUGCGUCAAUCUGAAUAAACGACAUUCUCUGGU